AUGGCAGCCAAGCGACAGACUGGCAGCAGGCAGACGUACCGGGCAUUGAUGGACAGGAGGUACACCCUCGGCAUGGCAGUUAGAUGCACAUCAAUGUGCUCAAUCCGCAAGAACUUCCCAGCCCAAGAAACAGCAAUGUCGCUCAGGAACGAGCAGCUGUCGAUCCAGUACGAAGGGAACCUGGUCCCGCUUGACCGGGCCAGUUGGCUCCCGCUGAUGGGCACUCACUCCGGAGCUAACGCGGAGCGCCGCUUGCUGAUCGUCUGGGCACAAAGUCAGGGGCGGAAAGGAAAGCUCAGCAAAAACCUGUUGUAA
This is a messenger RNA of Penicillium canariense, 315 nucleotides long. RefSeq lists its product as uncharacterized. Bases 1 to 315 code for a protein of 104 amino acids. The transcript has a single exon. The record is from RefSeq and is a predicted model, not a curated record. Lineage: Eukaryota; Fungi; Ascomycota; Eurotiomycetes; Eurotiales; Aspergillaceae.